GUUUUGUUGAAGUAAAUAGUGAAGUUUGUCUCGCGUGUGGCCUUCGAUUUUUUGUGUAAAAAUUUUGCAAAAAUUCAUGUGCUAUAAAUUGAAAUAAUAGAAAGCAAUAAUGACGGAUAUUCAGCAGCAAAUCCCACAAAUCGAACACCUGGACGAACGUGAACUGUAUGUGCAAUGUAUUACAAAACAACUGGAGGAGGUCGACAUGCUUUCAUCGAUCUACUGUACACCCGGUGAAAUGCAUAUUUUGGAUGCCAGCGUAAUUAGCGACUUCAAUGACUUCCUCAACACGCCUACAGCCAAUCCUGCGAAUGCGCUGAAGGCACAUUUGGAUUUCACGAUAACUCUGAUCGUGAUGCAGGGCAAGUGCAAAGAGAAAAUGGAUAUACGCAUUGAGUUGCCCAAUCUCUAUCCAUUGCUGGAGAAUGCUAUAGUGACUGUCUUCAACGCGCUGCUGGGCAAAGCUAAAGAGUUGUAUUUGAAGCGUGAAAUUGAAAAGUACAUAGAGACAAUGGAUAAGACUGAAUGUUAUGUGUUUCAAGUGGUCUCCUGGUUGCAGGACGAAUUGAAUGAAUUGAUUGUGCGCGAUGCCAGCGAAUUUGCGUACAAGGAUGAUGUAGUGGAUGAGAUGGAAAGUGUGAUGGAAUGCGAGCGGUUAUGGAUUUACUCGCAUCAUAUCAAGUCGAAGAAAAAGCGGCAAGAAAUACAAAGGGAGGCGCGUAAUUUGGACUUGACUGGAUUUUCGCGUCCUGGCAAGCCGGGAAUUAUAUGUGUAGAGGGCUUGCGGGAGAGCACGCAGGAAUUUUGGCGCAUAAUUAAGGCUAUGCGCUGGCAGCAUAUAACGAUUUGCAAGAGCGAACCCUGGCAGGGGAAACUGAAGAAGCGACGACGCUUUGAUGGUUUCAAAGAGCAGCUCUUCUGUGAUGAUCUCGACAAUGAGGAUGGUGUAAUGAAUAUGGGGCUGUUCAUCAAAUAUUUGGAGGCUCACAAAUCGGGUUACAUGAAGAAGGAGCUGUUCGGUUUGGAGUAGUGGCGAGUUGAAUAAAUGAAAAACUAUAAACGGGAGUGCGGCACAAAAAAUUAAAUUAAAAAAAAGAGAAGAAAAAUAUACUUUGAUAUACAAGUAUGUAGUGUUAUUCUUCAUUU
Anastrepha obliqua is the source of this 1146-nucleotide messenger RNA. RefSeq names its product RWD domain-containing protein 2A. Bases 110 to 1030 code for a protein of 306 amino acids. The record is from RefSeq and is a predicted model, not a curated record. Lineage: Eukaryota; Metazoa; Arthropoda; Insecta; Diptera; Tephritidae. Gene Ontology annotation, molecular function: protein binding. The transcript is spliced from 2 exons.